AGGUAUGACAGCGGGCACUGGGUCACCAGGCAUCAGGUCAUUUGGCUCGCCAGCGGGCACCGCGUCAUCUGGCAAAGCAGUGGGCACUGAGUCACCAGGUACGACAGCGGGCUCUGAGUCAAUUGGCACGACAGCGGGCACCGGAUCAGGUACCGGAUCAUCUGGAUCAACAGCGGGCAUCGAGUCAACUGGCCUAAUAGGAUCAUCAGGCUGGAUCAGUUCAUUGGAAGGCAGGUUCUCGGAGGGUAGGCUCACC
Messenger RNA from Staurois parvus, 256 nucleotides. Lineage: Eukaryota; Metazoa; Chordata; Amphibia; Anura; Ranidae. The record is from the annotation of a GenBank genome assembly.